AUGCCGCGUACACCAGUCUACUUUCUCUCCCACGGAGGCCCCAACAUAAUGGAAGACUUUGACCACCCAGCCUACUCCAAACUCCAAGAAAUCGGCAAGGAAAUCACCGGGAAAGUGAAACCUAAAGCUGUAGUCGUGUUUUCCGCACACUGGCAAGCAAGUCCCGACAAAAUACAAGUCAACACUGCGGAGAUCACGGAUUUAAUUUACGAUUACUACGGUUUCCCGGAUCAUUAUUAUAAGGUCAAGUACCCGAAUGUGGGAAGUAGGGAUUUGGCUGGAAAGGUGUUGGGUGCGUUGGAAGGGGCGGGGAUCGAGGCGGAAGGGGUCAAGAGGGGAUUGGAUCAUGGUGUUUUUGCGCCUUUCACCGUGGCGUUUGAUCCGAAGACGAACCCGCUGAAUGUGCCUUUGGUGCAGGUGUCACUUUUCGAUAGCGAUGAUGCGGAUAAGCAUUACAAGCUUGGAGAAGCGAUGCAAGGGCUGAGAGAGGAGGGUAUUUUGGUUAUUGUAAGUGGUAUGGCUGUGCACAACUUGAGGGACAUGUGGAAGGCCAUGCAGCAGCCUGCUCCCAUGCCUUACAGUGUGAGCUUUGAUGCUGCGUUGAAGCAAGCAGUUGAACAGAAGCCAGAAAACAGACAAAAGGCGAUGGCCGAAUUGCUGCAGAGAAGUGAUGCAAGAAGAGCUCAUCCAUCGUUUGAGCAUUUGUUGCCCAUUCAUAUCGGUGCUGGCGCUGCCGGUAGUGAUAGCGGAAAGCAGUUGUGGACUUUGCCGCAAGGAAGCAUGUCCUGGGCUCAGUUCAGAUUUGGCGAGGUCUCGAACGUUACAGCGUGA
Molecule: messenger RNA, 831 nt
Organism: Aureobasidium pullulans EXF-150
Lineage: Eukaryota; Fungi; Ascomycota; Dothideomycetes; Dothideales; Saccotheciaceae
Product: aromatic ring-opening dioxygenase LigB subunit
Exons: 2
Coding region: 1-831 (276 amino acids)
Molecular function (GO): zinc ion binding; oxidoreductase activity, acting on single donors with incorporation of molecular oxygen; ferrous iron binding
Source: RefSeq, a predicted model, not a curated record